AUGGAACUCAAUUUCAUUCUCACUAUUAUCAUUCCAAUUCUUCUUUCUGCAACCAUAUCUGCUGAAUACGUUCGCCCUUUGCCUCGAAACACCUUGAACAUCCCAUUCCCAUGGGAUUCCAAAUCCAACCCUUACUCUUACCCUCAACAGGUACACAUUUCUUUGGCAGGAGAGAAGCACGUGAGAAUAACAUGGAUAACUGAUGACAAACAUUCACCUUCAUUUGUAGAAUAUGGAACAUUACCCGGUAGAUAUGAUUCAAUAUCUGAAGGAGAGUUCACUUCUUAUAAUUAUCUGUUAUAUAGCUCUGGAAAGAUACACCAUACUGUUAUUGGACCUUUGGAAUACGGUACGGUGUAUUUCUACCGAUGCGGCGGACAAGGUCCUGAGUUCGAACUCAAAACUCCUCCGGCGGUGUUUCCAAUUACUUUUGCUGUGGCCGGAGAUUUGGGACAAACUGGUUGGACUAAAUCAACGUUAGAUCAUAUUGAUCGUUGUAAAUAUGAUGUUUACCUUCUUCCGGGUGAUCUUUCGUAUGCUGAUUGUAUGCAACAUCUUUGGGACUCGUUUGGUAGGCUAGUGGAGCCGCUCGCGAGUGCGAGGCCGUGGAUGGUAACGCAGGGAAAUCAUGAAGAGGAGAAUAUACUAUUGUUAACGGAUGAAUUUGUAUCGUAUAAUUCGAGAUGGAGAAUGCCAUUUGAGGAAAGUGGAUCAGCUUCAAAUCUUUAUUAUUCUUUUGAAGUUGCAGGUGUUCAUGUUGUUAUGCUUGGGUCUUAUGCAGACUAUGACGUGUACUCGGAACAAUACCAAUGGCUAAAGGAAGAUCUGUCAAAGGUGGAUCGGAAAAGGACACCUUGGCUGCUUGUGUUAUUUCAUGUGCCGUGGUAUAAUAGCAACAGGGCUCAUCAGGGUGCAGGGGACGAUAUGAUGGCAGCCAUGGAGCCAUUGCUUUAUGCUGCAAGCGUUGAUCUAGUUCUCGCUGGUCAUGUUCAUGCUUACGAACGUUCGAAACGCGUGUAUAACGGAAGAUUGGAUCCUUGUGGCGCUGUUCAUAUAACUAUCGGCGAUGGUGGAAACAGAGAAGGCUUAGCUCAUAGAUACAUAAAUCCACAGCCAAAGUGGUCGGAAUUCCGCGAAGCGAGUUUUGGUCAUGGUGAGCUGAAGAUUGUAAACUCAACUCAUGCGUUCUGGAGUUGGCAUAGGAAUGAUAAUGACGAGUCAGUUAAGGCCGAUGAUAUCUGGAUAACCUCUUUGAUAAACUCAGGAUGUGUUGAUCAGAAGAGACACGAGCCCGAGCUCAGGAGUAUGCUUGUAACACCCUAA
Messenger RNA from Lathyrus sativus (Indian pea), 1323 nucleotides. NCBI's taxonomy places the organism in Eukaryota, Viridiplantae, Streptophyta, Magnoliopsida, Fabales, Fabaceae. The record is from the annotation of a GenBank genome assembly.